AUGUCGCGAGCAAUAGCCAUCCCCGCUCAGGACGCUCUCAAGGAAGCUGGUUUUAGCAGCGAGCUCAUCUGUGUGCCUCCUUCUGACGAAGACCCGAGCGUAGGCAACGUUCGAGUCCUGGCUCAUCGAGAUGCAGCCUUGGGAAGUAGGAAAGGUCGACCGCUGCUCUUGUUGCAUGGACAUCCGCAAUCCUCGAUCAUUUGGAGACGUAUGGCCCGACCGCUGGCGAACGAUGGAUGGGACGUGAUCGCUGUGGAUCUGAGAGGUCAUGGAGGUAGCGAUUCGCCUUUGGUGCGCGACAGGCACGCAGAGGCGGGUCACAAUGAGCUGGGCCCUCCGCAUCAGAGUAGAUGGAGGUAUAGCAAGAGAAUGAUGGCGAGAGACGCUGUCCAUGUGAUGUGAGUGUGCUUCAAUGGGGUUGAAGUGAACCUUUCUCUCAUGGACGUUUCUGCGCAUUUUAUCAAGGCAACAUUAUGGAUACGACAGUUUUCAUGUUGUAGGGCACGAUCGAGGAGGCGUGAGUGUUCUUGAAUGACGGAGUGGCACGUUGCAGCGAGCCCUACACUGAGACUUGCACUGCACUGCGCCGUGUCCCUCAAAGCGUGUUGCGCAUCGAUUGGCGCUCGACAAUCCGAAUAAAGUCCUCAAGCUGAUUGUGCUUGACAUUGCACCGACGGUGAGUCUGACGCAUCCACUACGCUUCACGAUAAGCAGCCAUCCGAUUGACCCUGAAAUGAUUACCCGCCUUUCCAGCUGGACAUGUACACCCAGACCAACCUCAAAUUUGCCACGUACUACUGGCACUGGUUCUUCUUGAUCCAGCCCUGGCCAGUGCCGGAGGAGAUGCUCAGUCGUUCUCCUGAGACCUACGUCAACAAGAUGGUCUCACGCCUAUCCACCGCAUCUCAAGAAGUCGUGCAUCCUCCAGAAGUCUUUGCGGCCUACAUCGAAGCUCUGCGAGACUUUGACAAGGCGCACGCAACGGCGGAGGAUUACAGGGCAUCAGGGCCUGGCGGAGUGGAUCUGGAACUUGAUGCGCAGGACCGUUCGGCCGAUAGACGCCUCCAAGUACCUUUGCGCGUGCUUUGGGGCAAGAAGGGCGUCAUUGAAGCGUUGUUCGACCCAUUGAAGCUGUGGCAGGCGGUCACAAAUCCGCAGAUCACGGUGACCGGCAAAGCUUUGGAUGCGGGUCAUUAUCUGCCGGAGGAAGUGCCUGAAGAGCUGCUCGACGACAUCAGCAGCUUCUUUGGACAGUCGUGA
This is a messenger RNA of Ceraceosorus bombacis, 1260 nucleotides long. NCBI's taxonomy places the organism in Eukaryota, Fungi, Basidiomycota, Exobasidiomycetes, Ceraceosorales, Ceraceosoraceae. The record is from the annotation of a GenBank genome assembly.